AUGAACCUUUGCAUCAAAGUAAUAAUCCUAGUGCUACUCUGUACCGAUGUACAUGCACUAUUUGGUGAUUCCCUAAAGAAACUUCGCCAAAAAGCAUCUGACAUGUACAAAACCAAACACAGUGGCAAAUUGCUAAACUUUUUAGGCCACGUGGCUUCAGAAUAUCCAGGCACGAACGCUAAAUAUAUCAAAAUCAAUGAAGAUUUAUGGGACGAGUAUUAUAAUUGUUUAAAAAGGCAGGAAGAAAGUACUGGACAGUAUUUGUCGAUGUCACCUGAAGCAGUGCUGGGUUUCGUAGGUGGGAACGUGAAAUUGUCGUGCAAAAUUUGCAUCAGUCCACAGGAGAAGGACAAUAUAGAGUCCGUAGUAUGGGAAUGGGCACCAAUAGGUGGUAAACAUCUAGAACCAGUUGAACUUCAUGAAAAUACUGUUUUAUCUCCCGAAGAAAAAACUCUUCAUCUCUAUAAUCUAGACAGCACACAUUCGGGACAAUAUAUGUGUACCUUAGGUGAAGCUGCCACAAUUCCAUACUUUUUAACUGUCGUAAACUUAAACGAAAGCGACAUCGAUCAGGUCCAUAGCCCUGAAGCACCCUUCGGACCUUAUCCCAAAAAGCCGCAAUUUUUAGAAGAGUAUGGUUUGAUACUAGAUACUGAAUGGAGCGAUUGGUCGACUUGUAGUGCUUGUGACAAGGUUGGAAAGAGGCAUAAAUUAGGUUAUUGCAGCAUUUACUCCAAAAACAACAAACUAUCAGUCGCUCCAACGCCCAACGUAACUGCAAACUUGAACAAUACAACGACAGAGAGUAGUGCAGAAUCGAUAGCUGUUGAUUUGGAGCUGCUGAAUGCUUUUCAAUUAGGAAUUCCUUGUAAAUCCCACAUUCUCCCCACUGCUAUUAAAGAACUAAAAGCAGUAGACUCCCGAAAGAACGAAAUCAUGAUAGGGUUUUGCAAAGUGGACUGUUCUACUAACGAACUGUUUAUUGUUAAGGAUAAACAUGGACAUAUCAUUGAACAGGCAAACAAUUCCGCAGGAAUUUACUCAAUGCUACAACCAUUACCUCCUUUAGAGCCACCGGUAGCCAGAAUCAUGCUAUAUGGUGUUAAAGGAAAGACAAUAAUCGUAACUUGUCCAGGGAGCAUGAAUACGGACGCUCCAAUACACUGGCAAGUUGGCAACAAAAACUUGAUUCCGGAGAUAAUUUCUGCGGAAUCCAAAGAAAGGAUCUUCGUUACUAUUACGGAUAGGAUCCAUAUUAAUGACGCUAGAUUAGCAGAUUCUAAUAUUUUCAGUUGCUGGCAGAGAGAUGAGUUAGCCGGUACCGUACGUUUAAUCGUAGAAAAGAAAAUAGAGUUCAAUUUUAAUCAUACUGUAAUGUUGAUAGGUAUUCUUGUUAUUCUAGUAGUAUUUCUACAUAUUUUUAUUAAGGCUAUAAUCGGUAGAAAGUACGCAAGAAUUGAGUAA
Molecule: messenger RNA, 1464 nt
Organism: Diabrotica virgifera virgifera (western corn rootworm)
Lineage: Eukaryota; Metazoa; Arthropoda; Insecta; Coleoptera; Chrysomelidae
Exons: 4
Coding region: 1-1464 (487 amino acids)
Source: RefSeq, a predicted model, not a curated record